Messenger RNA from Heteronotia binoei (common prickly gecko), 2337 nucleotides. Its product is annotated as potassium voltage-gated channel subfamily A member 5-like. The record is from RefSeq and is a predicted model, not a curated record. Bases 94 to 1947 code for a protein of 617 amino acids. Gene Ontology annotation, cellular component: membrane; voltage-gated potassium channel complex. Gene Ontology annotation, molecular function: delayed rectifier potassium channel activity; protein binding. Gene Ontology annotation, biological process: potassium ion transmembrane transport; protein homooligomerization. The transcript has a single exon. Lineage: Eukaryota; Metazoa; Chordata; Lepidosauria; Squamata; Gekkonidae.
UGGGGCGGGCGGGGAGCGCAGCAUGCUGGCCGCCUCCCGGGGCCGCCGCCGUCGUCGUCGUGGGGGUUGCUGCCGCUGCGGCCGCCGCCGCCCAUGGAGCUCGCGCUGGUAACGCUGGAGAACGGAGGCGCCACGGCCAUCGGCGGCGAGGCUGGCGGCGGGCGGGCGCCGCGGCGCAGGGGGGACCUGCUCCAGCUGCCCACCUCGGCCGCCUGGCUGAGCGAGUGCGGCGGCAAGGAGGGCUGCCCGCAGGCGGCGGCCGAGCAGGGAGAGGCGGCGGCGGCGGCGCCCGGCGGCAGCUCCUGUGCGCCGCUGCCGCGCGGCCUCCUCCUGCGCCCCCCGCCGCCGCCUCAGCCGCCUGAGGAGGCGACGCUGGCGCCCGAGGAAGGCCACCACCGGCUGGGCAUGGCCAUGGCGCGGGGCCCCUCGUCGGCCGGCGGGCCCUCGUCGUCGUCGGCGGCCGAGGAGGAGGAGGAGAGCAGCGGGGCCCUGCCCAGCCAGCAGCGCGUGCUCAUCAACAUCUCCGGCCUGCGCUUCGAGACCCAGCUGGGCACCCUCAACCAGUUCCCCGACACGCUGCUGGGCGACCCCCAGAAGCGCAUGCGCUACUUCGACCCCCUGCGCAACGAGUACUUCUUCGACCGCAACAGGCCCAGCUUCGACGGCAUCCUCUACUUCUACCAGUCGGGGGGCAAGCUGCGCCGCCCCGUCAACGUCUCCAUCGACGUCUUCGCCGACGAGAUCCGCUUCUACCAGCUGGGCGAGGAGGCCAUGGAGCGCUUCCGCGAGGACGAGGGCUUCAUCAAGGAGGAGGAGAAGCCCCUGCCCACCAACGAGUUCCAGCGCCAGGUGUGGCUCAUCUUCGAGUACCCCGAGAGCUCCAGCUCCGCCCGGGGCAUCGCCAUCGUCUCAGUCCUCGUCAUCCUCAUCUCCAUCAUCACCUUCUGCCUGGAGACCUUGCCCGAGUUCCGCGACGAGCGGGAGCUCCACGUGCCCCUGCUCUCGCCCCUCAACGCCACCCCUGGGGAGGCCCCCCAGCAGCACCAGCAGGCCCCCAGCACCCUGACUGACCCCUUCUUUAUCAUUGAGACCACUUGUGUCAUCUGGUUCACCUUCGAGCUGCUGGUGCGCUUCUUCGCCUGCCCCAGCAAGCCCGAGUUCUCCAGGAACAUCAUGAACAUCAUUGACAUUGUGGCCAUCAUCCCCUACUUCAUCACCUUGGGCACCGAGCUGGCUCAGGAGCAGCAGAAGAAAGAGCAGCCCGGCAGCGCCAGCAACGGGGGUCAGCAGCAGGCCAUGUCCUUGGCCAUCCUCCGGGUCAUCCGCCUGGUCAGGGUCUUCCGGAUCUUCAAGCUCUCCAGGCACUCCAAGGGGCUGCAGAUCCUGGGGCAGACUUUGAAAGCCAGCAUGAGGGAACUGGGGCUCCUCAUCUUCUUCCUUUUCAUCGGGGUCAUUCUCUUCUCCAGCGCUGUCUAUUUUGCCGAGGCCGAUGACCCUGAGUCACAUUUCUCCAGCAUCCCCGAUGCCUUCUGGUGGGCGGUGGUCACCAUGACCACAGUGGGCUACGGAGAUAUGAGGCCUGUCACCGUAGGGGGGAAGAUUGUGGGCUCCUUGUGUGCCAUUGCGGGUGUGCUCACCAUUGCCCUUCCUGUCCCUGUUAUCGUGUCCAACUUUAACUACUUCUACCAUCGAGAAACGGACCACGAAGAGCAGGCCAUUCUCAAGGACGAACCCAGCAGUGCUCAAGGCAGCUCCGCUGGGGACCUGAAGAGACGCAUGAGCAAAAACUCUUUUGACAAAUCUGUUGUGCACUUGGAGAACAUUGAAGGGGUCAACAACGGGACCGGCUCAGUAGAGAAAGCCAACAUUAAAGCUAAAAGCAGCGUAGAUCUCAAAAAAUCUCUCUAUGCACUCUGUCUAGACACCAGUAGGGAAACAGACUUAUAGGGCAUGGGACAACGAGGGGGGUGUGGGUCGCUGGUAUGGAAUCGUUGGGAAGGGUUACCUAGCACUGCCAUUUAGUAUUUUAAAUUAGGGUAUAUUUUACAUAGGGUAGUUAUUCUAAAGAAACCUCCGGGAAAUGCAAGGAUUUUAAAAAAUAUAUUCUUUCCCAUGACAUGGAGAGUGACAUCUGUAUAUGAAACCAGCUAAGAUGAAGCCAGCUCCACCAACCAGAGGCUUUGAUGCUCUUAACAAGUGCAAUGGAUGCUGCUGGCAGAUAUUUAUUUUACUUUGAAAAAAUGCAAAGCGGUUUCUAUACAGAUCAUUUAUUGCACAAUUCUCUUGUCCACCCCUCUCCCCCCCCCAGUAAAUACCGUAAAUUAUUUGUUGGUACUG